UUGCAUGUACGAUUUUUCUUCGAGAAUAUUUUUUCAGUGAGCCGCACCACUGGUCGCGUGUUAGUGUUGCAACGUGGAGCCACUGCCAAGUUCAUGCCGAAUGCAUUGGUGUUUCCCGGUGGCGUAGUGACUCCGUGCGAUGAAAAACUCGGUCAACCGACAAAAAUCGCCGCCAUUAGGGAACUUUUCGAAGAAACCGGGUUACUUCUUGGGCAAAAAGAAUCUGCAGCCAACUCUAAGGAACUUCAAGCUCUACAAGAAAGCACGAAAAAAGAUCCGGAACUUUUCAAGUUGGCUUGUACGUCUCCGCCACUCGAUGACUUGAUAGAAUGGAAUACGUGGUUGACCCCUUCAUCAUAUAAACGACGAUACAUGACAUCAUUUUUCAUAGCUCGAGUGGAAGGUGAGCCAGAAGUUCGUAUGUGCGAGCGAGAAAUGUCACACUAUUUUUGGAUGGUACCGGAAGAUUGCUUAGAAAAGGCUACUAGUGGCGAAGUCAUUUUACCUCCUCCUCAAGUUUACGAGUUGACCAGGCUUUCGCAAACACCCGGUGAGGAACUUUCGAAAUACAGCAACAAGACGCACGUGAUGUGCCCUCAAAACAUUACUACUGAGAGCUCUCCACUCAUUGCAAGCGUGCUGCCUGGAGACCAUCUUUACAUCGAUGAGGAUAGCUUCAAUCAGCCUCCCCGUACUUUGCCAUCAGAUGCUGCUCGUGUCGAUCCACACAAAUCGACGCAUCGGGCGGAGUACUUUGCAGAACCCUUGUACGCAAAAUGUAAAAUAUACAUGCAUAAUUUGUUACCCAAAUAUCGUGAAGAGUUUCAUCAGUUCACUACAGAGUCUAAGAAUCUGCAGCACUAA
Molecule: messenger RNA, 864 nt
Organism: Cooperia oncophora
Lineage: Eukaryota; Metazoa; Nematoda; Chromadorea; Rhabditida; Trichostrongylidae
Source: the annotation of a GenBank genome assembly